AUGCACAAGGAACACUGUCACCAAGCUCAAGGUAAGAGAGCGAGAGCGAGAGAAGACAUGAAGCAGCUGCUGAACAUGAGGAUAAGAAGACAUGAGAGCAUGCUGUGGUUUCUGGUGCUGAACUGUGUCCUCUCCAUGGGAGGACAUGUCACAGAGGGACAGAGAGAUGGAGAAAUUAUCAGUCAGAUUAAAAUGACAAACAUUGCACUGGCUGAGAUCAAAGAGCUUCUGAAGCAACAGAUUAAAGAGAUCGUAUUCCUGAAGAACACAGUGAUGGAAUGUGAAGCCUGUGGUAUGGGAGGAUUGCAGCCCCGUCCCUCCUGUAUGCCAAACCCCUGCCACCCAGGGGUGAUGUGCAGGGAGACACCUCAGGGCACAGAGUGUGGCCCCUGUCCCGAUGGUAUGGAGGGUAACGGUACCGACUGCACUGACGUGGACGAGUGCACGGUCAUGCCGUGUCACAUGGGCGUGCGCUGCAUCAACACGUCCCCAGGUUUCCGCUGUGGUUCCUGUCCUGCUGGAUACACGGGCCCACAGGUGCAGGGCGCUGGCCUCGACUACGCCAUGGCUAACAAACAGGUUUGCAAGGACAUCAAUGAAUGCGAGGGCCCCAACAAUGGUGGCUGUGUGGCAAACUCAGUCUGCAUGAACACACCUGGUUCGUACAGGUGUGGUCCCUGUAAGACCGGCUACAUCGGUGAUCAGCGUCAAGGCUGCAAACCUGAGAGAGCCUGCGGGAACGGACAGCCCAACCCCUGUCACGCCAGCGCAGAGUGCAUCGUUCAUCGAGAGAGUGAAAUUGAGUGUCAGUGUGGAGUCGGAUGGGCAGGUAACGGCUACCUCUGUGGCCCUGAUAUUGACAUUGAUGGGUUCCCAGAUGAGAAACUGAACUGUCCUGAGAAGAACUGUAACAAGGAUAACUGUCUCACUGUCCCCAACUCUGGUCAAGAAGAUGCAGACAGAGAUGGAAUUGGAGAUGCCUGUGAUGAGGAUGCAGAUGGAGACGGGAUCCCCAACAUGCAGGACAACUGUGUGCUGGUGCCUAACGUGGAUCAGAGGAACAUCGAUGAGGACGACUUUGGUGACGCCUGUGAUAAUUGCCGUGCGGUGAAAAACAACGACCAGAAAGACACAGAUGUGGACAAAUUUGGUGACGAGUGUGAUGAAGACAUUGAUGGAGAUGGGAUCCCCAAUCACCUGGAUAACUGCAAAAGGGUUCCUAACGUCGACCAGAAAGAUCGAGAUGGAGACAAAGUGGGAGACGCCUGUGACAGUUGUCCUUAUAUUCCCAACCCCGACCAGAUGGAUGCGGAUAACGACUUGAUCGGAGACCCGUGCGACACCAACAAGGACAGUGACGGUGAUGGUCACCAGGACUCCCGGGACAACUGUCCAGCUGUCAUCAACAGCUCUCAGCUCGACACGGACAAAGACGGCAAAGGAGACGAGUGCGACGAUGAUGAUGACAACGAUGGAAUCCCCGACCUGCUGCCACCUGGUCCCGACAACUGCCGUCUCAUCCCCAACCCUCUGCAGGAAGACCUGGAUGGCAAUGGUAUCGGUGAUAUAUGUGAAAAGGAUUUCGAUAACGACACCAUUAUCGACCACAUCGACGUCUGUCCAGAAAAUGCUGAAGUAACCCUCACUGACUUCAGGGAGUACCAGACUGUUGUUUUAGAUCCAGAGGGAGACGCACAGAUCGACCCCAACUGGGUGGUGCUGAAUCAGGGAAGAGAGAUAGUCCAGACAAUGAACAGUGAUCCUGGUUUGGCUGUUGGUUACACAGCUUUCAGUGGCGUGGAUUUUGAAGGGACAUUUCAUGUGAAUACGGUAACAGAUGACGACUAUGCGGGAUUUAUCUUUGGCUACCAGGACAGCUCCAGCUUCUAUGUGGUGAUGUGGAAGCAGGUGGAGCAGAUCUACUGGCAGGCAAACCCGUUCAGAGCUGUGGCAGAACCUGGCAUCCAACUGAAGGCUGUGAAGUCAAACACAGGUCCUGGCGAGAAUCUGAGGAACGCCCUGUGGCACACCGGCGACACCAGUGACCAAGUGAAACUCCUGUGGAAAGAUGCUCGCAACGUUGGCUGGAAGGACAAGACGUCAUAUCGAUGGUUCCUUCAACACCGGCCUGCCGACGGUUACAUCCGAGUUCGUUUCUACGAGGGUCCUCAGAUGGUGGCAGACACCGGCGUGGUCAUAGACGGCACGAUGAGAGGAGGUCGACUCGGAGUCUUCUGCUUCUCUCAGGAGAACAUCAUCUGGGCCAACCUGCGCUACCGCUGCAACGAUACUCUACCUGAGGACUUUGACACCUACAGAGCCCAGCAGGUCCGGUUGGUGGCCAGAUGAAGCGUGGGACAACAGCCACGCCUGCAGGGAAAUUCAGGGAAACUUUCCAGUGCACGACGACCCGUGAGGAAGAAAAGAAACAUCUCUGAAGUGAGAUGACGUCAGUUUGACUGUGCUCCAAACUGGGCACAGAGAAGAGGAACCUUUGCAGCAGUAAACACUCUUCAGAGGGAACUAGCACACAAGAGUCAACAAAUAUCCAUCAGGUUUCCAAGGAAAUCUGUCUGAAUAAACUAAAUAUCAACUAUAUUUUAGAACUUUCAAUGUAUACUUUCUGUAAGAAGAGCUAUUGCAAAGAUUAACAUAUCACAAAUGAAUAAAAGUGAAUUUGACUAAA
Solea solea (common sole) is the source of this 2686-nucleotide messenger RNA. It is a transcript of the gene comp, whose product is annotated as cartilage oligomeric matrix protein. Lineage: Eukaryota; Metazoa; Chordata; Actinopteri; Pleuronectiformes; Soleidae. Bases 1 to 2349 code for a protein of 782 amino acids. Gene Ontology annotation, cellular component: extracellular region. The record is from RefSeq and is a predicted model, not a curated record. Gene Ontology annotation, biological process: cell adhesion. The transcript has 19 exons. Gene Ontology annotation, molecular function: calcium ion binding.